AUGAAGUCUGUUUCCGUCCUACUCGCCUCCUUGGCCGCUGCCUCGCAGUUCCUCGGCGUCGCUGCCGCUCACAGCCCCAGCCGCGUUGGCCUCUCUCCUAACAAGGUUGCCCGUGGAACGGCUUCCCAGACGCCCUCGACCGCUCCUGUCGUCGGCGGUGUUGCCUCGCAAGGCUGCUACAGCUCCAAGGCAAACAUGACGUCGGGCAAGGUCACGGCCGCUCAGGUCUCAUCUGGUAGCUGCCGUGAAUACUGUCUCGAAAAGGAAUAUUACCUCAUCGCCCUCAACGGUCAAAACUGCUACUGCGGCUACGCCAUGCCCGAGUCCGAAUACCAGGUCAAGGACAGCAAAUGUUCCUUCCCCUGCCCCGCCUACCCCGAAGAGGCUUGCGGAGGCAUCGGAAGCCCUUCGUACUACACCAUCUUCAACAUUGGUGUUACCGUCGACCCUCCAGUCUAUAAGGAGGAGGAGGAAAGCACGUCGACAUCGUCGUCAUCCUCGACAUCCACCUCGACCAGCUCGUCCUCAUCAUCGUCAACCCAAGUUCCCUCUUCGACGGCCGUUGCCUCUGCCACUCAGACUGCGGAAGAUAAAAAGGAUGACGACAAGAGCAACGUGGCCGGCAUCGCUGGCGGUGUCGUCGCAGGUGUCGUCCUGGCCGGAGCUGCCGUCGGAGCGCUGUGGUUCUUCAUGCGCCGCCGUCGCAACAGCGAGCUCGAGGAGGAGCAGCGCCGCAACGCCGCCGUCAAUGCCUUCAUCAGCGGCUCCAAGCCCCCUGGGAGCAGCGGCAGCAUUUCUAUGACGGAUUCGCGCCUAGACCCCGUCAUGGCUCAUCGCCGUCUCAGUGAUGGCAGCAUUGACGACAACAUGGACUAUUCUCGCAAGAUCCUGAGGGUCACCAACGCGUGA
This is a messenger RNA of Geosmithia morbida, 909 nucleotides long. RefSeq lists its product as uncharacterized. The record is from RefSeq and is a predicted model, not a curated record. Lineage: Eukaryota; Fungi; Ascomycota; Sordariomycetes; Hypocreales; Bionectriaceae. The transcript is spliced from 2 exons. The coding region runs from base 1 to 909 and encodes 302 amino acids.